UUGAUUAAGAUAUAUUUGUAAUUGAGAAAAAUGUUGCUGUUGGAUUUACAAGUUGGCAGGGUAUUUGCACAUGUGGUCCUUGUUUUAAAUUUUUACAGGUGGUCACUGUUGUUAACUGUUGGGUAAAAUUUGCGUGUUCUUUCAUAAUUUUAGGUUUGGACAUUUGCAUCUGUUUAUUUACUCACUUUGUUGCGUGUUUUCAUUAGUUUCAAUCUAUCAUUGUGCAUAAAGUUUGACGUAAAGCCAGGAGCAGAUCUUAUUCAAUCUCUUGCUGUGAAUUAUUCAGUAGCAUUGGACAGCAAGGAAACAGUUGAGAAACGUUUAGCGAUACUAGUCAACAACAAAGUUCAACUACAGCAGCUAAGUCAGAAAGUAACUUUGACAAGAGGCAAUUCUUCAUGUUUUCAAUAUUCUGUAGUUGUUCAGAAAAACAUCAGAAACAAAUUGAGAUCAUUUUUUAGUGAAGUGAAGGUGGAAGCUGUAGAGCGAGUGUCUUCUAUGGGAGGUGGAGGUUUUCCUGAGCUUGACCCUAUCCAAGACAUUGAUGGGCAGACAUCAGAUUUAGUUGAAGUAAAGAUACGGCCUAACUGUAAACGAGAUCCUUGCCAGCCAGAUCUAUCCGUCAACUUUUUAUCUGGAAGUACUGGGGCUCUUACUGCUGGGUCUGAAAAUGAUGUAUUGAUCAAGAUACGAGUUCUGAAUAAAUUUGAUCGUUCAUAUGGCACACAGUUGUCUGUUAUAUAUAACGAAUCUAAACUAAAGUUUAGCAAGUCUGAUUUCUUGCCAUGUGAGCUGACGCCUGAAGAGUGUGAUCCUAACUGGCGCUGUGUACCAACAAACGUUGGAAAUUUGUGUGACGUAGGAAAUCCUCUGGAACAAAGCAAAGCUAUUGAUCUAACGAUUCGGUUGAAACAAACUUCAAAUAUUACAGGAAAUGAAGGCAAACUUCAAGUCAAGAUUAACGCUAGUAGUAUAGAUGCUGAGAGUGUUGUCAAUGUGGAUGACAAUGAGGCAACAUACAACAUUGAUGUGAUGGCACAUGUAACAAUUACAGUUGAUGGUGCUUCUCUUCCAUCAACAUCUUCAGAAUGGACUGUACUAAGUGAUGAUGUGGUAAAGUUGGUCUCUGGGAAGGAAGACACCAGGAAUUUUACACAUCAAUACAGAUUAAGAAAUGUUGGACCAAGUGUUCUUCCUGGUAUGAAAGUUCGAUUCUGGUGGCCUGUGUUUGGUGUGGGAGGAAUGCAGUUGUUGAGUCUUCCUCCUAAAAUUCUGGUUGAAAAUAUGGAGACUGAAGAGUGUGAUUUAUCAUUCGCGUAUGAUGUUGGGAACUGGUCUAAGGAAGGACAGCCUCAUUUAUGUGAAACUAGAGGUUGUCUUCCUAUUGACUGUAUAUUCAGACGCUCUCUGGAACAAAGAUUUGCAUUGCUUGUCAAAAUUUCUUCUUCUUUAAAUCUCUCAGAUCUGGUUGAGUAUGUCGUCACACAACAAGGUGACGUGUCAAACCCUGAAGCAAUCAUCACUUCAUUUGGUCAAGCUUCAGUAAUAUCAGACUAUGCCAUAAGUUCAAAGCCAGCACAGGGUUCAGUGGAGACAACUAUUCUGUUCAAUAUUGAAGUGCAGGACUGCGUUUCUGUGUGGAUUAUAAUUGUCAGCGUAAUUGGUUCUCUUUUGCUGCUUUCAGUGACUGUCAUUGUUCUUUACAUGCUUGGUUUCUUCAAGCAAUACAAGAAACACAAGAUUUCCCUGAAGCCAUUACGUUCAGCUCAACAAGAGGUAACAGCAGGUGAUAUUGAGGCAAGAAAGACUGUAGAUGAAGAUGACAAACCACACAGCAUUUCUAGCAGCAAAAGGGAAAGUAAAUGUGACGACACCAAUGGUUCUAAACGAAUGUUAUCUGGAAGCGAUGCUGAUGAAUAUGUAAAACCUCAGAGUAGGACGCCAAGUGUGAAAUACGAGGAUGUUUUUAAAGCGGGACCUGCGGAACUUGAAGAGGAGCCUAGUUCUGGUAGAAGAUGGGAACACCUAAUUGACAAUACUUCUGAUGCUGUUGAGAUGGAAGGAGAACCCGCCAGACUUUCUCGCGGAUCUCAUUCUCAAACAACAGUGUAGGUUUCAAGAGCUCAACAGCUUUAUAAGUGUUAUGCGGUCUGGUAGAUGCAGGUGCUGGUUGUUGCUCAAAGUUGCAUCCAGGUUUUCUUUUACGUGAUUGAGUAGAUGUAGCAUUAUAAGUAAUCUGCAGAGAUGUUGACUAUUGCCGCGGGUGAUGAAUAGGGUAGAUCUGUAGCCAGUAUCUAUAGUGAAUGGGUUGUUUCUCAAAAAUGAUUACCGAACGUUA
Messenger RNA from Corticium candelabrum, 2338 nucleotides. Its product is annotated as integrin alpha-9-like. The transcript is spliced from 11 exons. The record is from RefSeq and is a predicted model, not a curated record. Gene Ontology annotation, biological process: cell adhesion mediated by integrin; cell-matrix adhesion; integrin-mediated signaling pathway. Gene Ontology annotation, molecular function: integrin binding. Lineage: Eukaryota; Metazoa; Porifera; Homoscleromorpha; Homosclerophorida; Plakinidae. The coding region runs from base 499 to 2112 and encodes 537 amino acids. Gene Ontology annotation, cellular component: external side of plasma membrane; integrin complex.